UAUGGUGAGGUGAUUAAGUUUUAAAGAUGGCAGCCUGCAUGGGUUAUUGGCAAAGACGCUUCUUCUUUUUCUUAUCUUCAACUAGACAUCGAUCAAAAUGUCAUAUUUACAGAAGAUAUUUGAACACCCGAACUCGUCGAUCAAUCGAAAUUGAUAUCAGCCCCCAAAACAAGAUGCUUAUUGAAAUUGGGAGCAUGGCAAGAUUUGCAGAUGGCUCCGUUGUAGCUAAGUGUGGUGAUACUGCUGUACUUGUGGCUGUAACCAGCAAAUCAGACACCAAUUCCAGUGCACAGUUUUUACCUCUAACAGUAGAUUACAGGCAGAAAUAUGCAGCUGCUGGACGUAUACCCACUAACCAUUUACGACGUGAACUAGGGCCGUCGGACAAAGAAAUAUUGACAAGCAGAGUAAUAGAUAGAUCUUUAAGGACACGCUUUCCUAGUGAUUAUUUUUUUGAGACUCAGAUCACUUGUAACAUGUUAUCAAUUGAUGGGGUCAAUGACCCAGAUAUCGCAAGUAUUAAUGCUGCUUCUGCAGCACUUUGUAUUUCUGAUAUACCUUGGAAUGGACCAGUGGGAGCAGUAAGGGUUGGUCUUUUAAAGGGAAAACUUGGUAAUGGUCGUUUUGUCAUUAAUCCUUCACGGAAGGAACAAAGUGAAAGUGAUCUUAAUUUAGUUAUUGCAACAGAUGUAGACGACAAUGUAGUAAUGUUAGAAGGGGAAGCAAACAAUAUACCAUAUCGGGAAUUUACAGAUGCUGUCCAUUAUGGUGCACAACAUGCAACACAUAUUGCAAAACAAUUUCAGAAGUUUCUAAAUGGAAAUGUAUAUAAGAGAAAAUAUUUUCAACCAAGUCAAUUGCCAGAGGAAAUGUUUAAAGAUAUUGAAUUGAAAGCAUCUGAAAGUAUUAAUGAAAUUUUAAAUACAGCUAGCCAUGAUAAAAUAUCAAGGGAUAGAAGCUUGCAAAAUACAAGAUUUAAAGUAAUAGAAAACCUAUCAAAUAAGUAUCAGAGCAAAGAAGAGGUUCAAGAAUUGCAUUUAGUUUACAAUGCUGUCGUUAAAAAAUUGAUUAGAGAACAGAUUAUAUUUCAAGGUGUUAGAUGUGAUGGACGUUUAAAAGAAAAUUUGAGAAAUAUAAGCUGUGAAGUAGACCUAUACCCUCCUCUUCAUGGCUCCGCCCUCUUUCAGAGAGGUCAAACUCAGGUCCUGAGUACUGUAGCCUUUGAUUCAAAGUACAGAGGUUUCAAAAGUGAUCCUAUAUCAGUACUGACAGGAGAUACGAAAGAAAAGAACUUUAUGCUACAUUAUGAGUUUCCAUCCUAUGCAGUAAAUGAAUUGAAGGCAGGGGGAAGUAAGAACAGACGAGAGUUAGGACAUGGUGCAUUGGCAGAGAAGGGCUUACGUGCAAUAAUUCCCGAAGAAUUCCCAUUCUGUAUAAGACUUACUUGUGAAGUCUUAGAAUCAAAUGGAUCAUCCUCAAUGGCAUCUAUAUGUGGAGGAAGUUUAGCUCUGAUGGAUGCUGGGGUCAAUAUAAAGGAACCAGCAGCAGGUAUUGCCAUAGGACUGGUAACAAAUGAAGAAUCAGACCCGAAAGAAUACCAUCUUCUUGCAGACAUUUCUGGUUUUGAAGAUUUUUAUGGAGAGAUGGAUAUGAAAAUAGGAGGAACAGUAUCAGGCUUGACUGCCAUACAAAUGGAUCUUAAAAACUCUGGGAUUCCUCUUGAUACCGUAUGUGAAGCAGUGGACCUUGCUAAAAAAAAGAUAUCUCAUAUUAUUAGUAUAAUGAAAAAACAGUCCAAGCUUGAAGCCCCAAGAAACACCAUGAAAAAAUGUAGACCAGUUAUAGAAAAAUUAACUGUUACACCAACGCAGGCUCGUUCAUUUGCUGGUGUAGGUGGAAUUAAUUUCAAGAGGUUGCAGUCAGAAACAGGUGUAUUAAUCCAAAAUGUAGAUGAUAAUACCUAUGAAAUAUUUGCACCCAAUAAAGAUGCUAUGGAUGAGGCUAUGCUAAUGAUUGAUGACAUACUUGAAAGCAAGAAAGCACCAGAACUUGAAUUUUCUGCUGUUUAUGAGGCAUUAAUUACAGAGAUAAAAGACUUUGGUGUUAUGGUACAAUUACAUCCUGCAAUGGAGCCAGUAUUAUUACAUAAUUCACAGUUAGAUCAUAGACGGGUUUCUCACCCUAGUGCUCUUGGACUUGAGGUUGGUCAGAAAAUUUCUGUAAAAUAUUUUGGCAGAGACCCAACAACUGGGGCAGUUCGAUUAUCGAAAAAAGUUUUAACUGCACCAUCAGCCAGAACCUACAAGUUUAUAAAAGAUGAGAGCUGAUAGAACAACUAGGGCUAAUUGGGAAAAUGUUUUAAUCAUCGUCAUGAGUGCUUUUCAGCAAAGAAAGGAUCUCGUAAACAGCUGACGUCAAAAGCAGCUGACAUAUAGUGUAGGUAAUGUCUACAUAAAAGCUACUGUAAGAGAUUGCUGUAAAUAAGAGUUAGUGAUCAACAUAGUACAAGAAAAAACAGUGAAAUGAGUUACAAAAUCUGUGAUAGAAAAACUAAAAUUUCAUGAGAAACUCUGUUGGUCUUUAAGUGGCUUAAAACAGGGCAGGAACAGACAUGUUGAAAGAUUGUCUUUCAAAGAAAAAAACAGAAAAAUAUUCUAGUGUUUUAUUAUUUUUCUUGAUACCACAGAUUCAACUCUGUACUUGUUUACAAACCAUUGUGGAAUUUUGUUGAAAAAUUGUGUCUAUAAUUUUGUAAGUUAUUUAUUUACAUUAAAUGAUUAUAAAAAAUGCUAAACAAAUUAGAUUUGUUUCGAUGUGGAAUACAUAUACAUGGACAUGAAUCAACUUGUAACAAAUAAUCAGAGUUUUUGUUUGUAUUAAAUUGUAUGUGUGUUUUUAAACUACAUGUCAACUUUUAGUACAUGUCAAUAUACAUGUAGUAUGAAUUUUGAAUAUGUUUUAAAAUAAAACAUUAAAAUCUAUUCAUAUUCAUAUAAGAUCCUCCCAGGUUAGGUGGUCAGAUUGUGGUGUCAUGUUGGAGACAAAUCGUAUCACUGAUUAAGGGAAUUGAUUUGUACAAAUGUGACUGUCACUUGUGAGGGAUAAAACAAGGAUGGCUAUGAUAGAAGGACUUUGUAUUUGUUAGUUGCUACUAUAGGUAUUUCUUUGCUGCUGGUAUUUGAUUAAAGUUUUGAUGAAACAAGUACAAGUAUAAUAAUCAGUGAAUUAUUGAUUAUAUUGUCUUUAUCUUACUGAAAAACUUUUUUAAUCAUAAAACUUUACUUUAUUCAGACUAGGUAUGUGGGAAAUUCCAGUAUCAAUAAGAAAUAUGAUUGUACAAGCAUUAUAUGAAUAUUUAAUUUUGUAGACAUAAUAGAAAUACUUCCUAGGAUAUCAGGUCAUAAAAAUUGAACCAUGUUUUUCACCCCCAUUUAAUUACGAAUGCAGUAGGCUACCAAAAAACUUUUUGUUGCUCAUUUUCAAGCUGUACGGCAUCAAUCUUUAUUUUCAUAAAUCAAACUUAUAUUUAUGAUAAGUAUGAGAAGUGUUUUUUUGGAAUAUUUGAAUUAUAGUUCUGCCCUAACACUGCAGUAUAAAGCAAAGACUGUGCUUUAUAAUGUUUACUGAUUUAAAAUUUGUAUCUUUGAUAUAAUAUCUCUAGAAUUUAUUAUGGACCGUAUAAAUGGAAGCU
Molecule: messenger RNA, 3691 nt
Organism: Ruditapes philippinarum (Manila clam)
Lineage: Eukaryota; Metazoa; Mollusca; Bivalvia; Venerida; Veneridae
Product: polyribonucleotide nucleotidyltransferase 1, mitochondrial-like
Exons: 23
Coding region: 27-2327 (766 amino acids)
Biological process (GO): mitochondrial mRNA catabolic process; mitochondrial RNA 3'-end processing
Cellular component (GO): cytosol; mitochondrion
Molecular function (GO): polyribonucleotide nucleotidyltransferase activity; RNA binding; 3'-5'-RNA exonuclease activity
Source: RefSeq, a predicted model, not a curated record